Molecule: messenger RNA, 844 nt
Organism: Anthonomus grandis grandis
Lineage: Eukaryota; Metazoa; Arthropoda; Insecta; Coleoptera; Curculionidae
Exons: 4
Coding region: 101-775 (224 amino acids)
Molecular function (GO): transcription cis-regulatory region binding
Source: RefSeq, a predicted model, not a curated record
AUAUAAACAAACACUGAUUUAAUUUUUUUUUUCACUAAAGGUUUAAUUUUUAAUAUUUUUGCAGUUUUCGGCUAUUUUCUUCAUCAAAUAAUUACAGAUCAUGUCUGAUGAAUCAGAAAAUGAUGUUGAUUAUGAAAACAGUCAAGAAAAUGAUGUCUACUAUACCAAAUACAAGUUGCUCUUAGAGGAAUGUUCUCAGUUACAAAGAUCCAAUGAAAUCUUAGUUUUUCGUAUACAAGAAGUGAACAAAAUCACCAAGAGAAGGCAUAAAGAGGUCCAAUUUUUUAAACAACGCCUUAUAAACAUUUAUGGAGAAGAUUUGACAAUCAUCCCUAUGGAAGUCCUAGCAGAUGAAGAAGAAGAUGUUAAACCCAGCAUUCCUCCUCUUCUUACACCUAAAAAGGAACCCAUAGAAAAACCUGAGGAGCCUACGGUAAAAGAAAAACUGGAAAAAUCAAAACCUGAAAAGACAAAAGCAACCAAAAGACCUGCAGGAAAGAAAGUUCCAAAAAGUGAAAAAGAUCCAAAUGCUCCCAAAAGACCGGCAAAUCCAUUCUUUCAAUUUUGUCAGGAACAGAGACAGAUUUUGAUGGAACAGAUAUCUGCAGAAUUGAAACCAGGUGAAGUAGAACCGUCCAAGCAGGAAUUGACCAGACAAUUAGCAUUAAAAUGGAAUUCAUUAGCUGUACCAGAUAAAAAGGUGUAUGUGGAUAGAUAUGAACGAUCCAAAGAGAAAUAUAAUGCACAAAUGGAAGAUUAUAAAAAAACUAAAUAAAUGAGAGUUUUAGAUUAGUCUCAAGCUUAUGUCCGGAAAAAAUUUGGUUAAAUACAUUAUUUAUUAAUA